UGUUCGGCGAGCAGAGCUGAGGUGGAGGCUGUCCCGUUCCUUCCGUCUUGACUCUUUCUGUCUGAGACGCUACUGGUAGAUCCACAAAUCAGUUUUUCCAGGAAUCUAAGUGGUGAAAUAUGAGUGGGCGUGUAAAAUCAAGAUUCCAAUCUAAACAAAGAAGAAAUGAUCAAAAGUCUUCCCAGGGAAUUAAUCCUGUGGUUGCCCAGCAGUGCACUGAUGAGCAACUGAAACAAAAGGAGGCACCACCUGAGAGUCAGGAUCAAGGGAAGGAAGAUAAAGGAGCACUUGUGUUUCAAGAGCCUGAUCUGAAAGCUGAUCUCUGGGAACUGGCUGAGUCAAAUAUUGGGGAUGACGGGCAGUCACAGGAUUAAAUGAAGACAAGCUGAAACCAUGCAAACUGUUCUUAUGCUGGAUAUUUCACUGUUAAAAUUCUCU
This is a messenger RNA of Leptonychotes weddellii (Weddell seal), 438 nucleotides long. RefSeq names its product P antigen family member 3-like. The record is from RefSeq and is a predicted model, not a curated record. NCBI's taxonomy places the organism in Eukaryota, Metazoa, Chordata, Mammalia, Carnivora, Phocidae.